Messenger RNA from Gallus gallus (chicken), 1346 nucleotides. RefSeq lists its product as uncharacterized. Lineage: Eukaryota; Metazoa; Chordata; Aves; Galliformes; Phasianidae. The record is from RefSeq and is a predicted model, not a curated record. Gene Ontology annotation, biological process: protein polyubiquitination; protein monoubiquitination. Gene Ontology annotation, molecular function: ubiquitin protein ligase activity. The transcript has 2 exons. Bases 230 to 1183 code for a protein of 317 amino acids.
GGGCGAGCUUCGGUGCUGGAACGAGCUCUGGGUGCUGCUCGCGCAGCUCUCAGCGGCCGUCUCAGAGCCACUUGUUCUUUACCCCGACCCUGCUGGCAGCAGGCAGACGGGACAUCCCAGAGAGGCGCGUGCAGCAGCACAGCGUGACACCUGCUGCUGCUGCAGCGACAGUGCUGGGGAGCGCGCUGCCAUCUCCCGCUCCCCAUAGCCCACCACAACUGGUGGAAGCAUGGAGGCAGCAUUAGACACCCGCUGCCCCGUGUGCCUGGACAACUGGGACAGCGCGGCAUAUGCCAUGCCGUGCUGCCACCAGUUCUGCUUCCCCUGCAUCCAGCGGUGGACUAGCACCAGGCCCCAGUGUCCGCUUUGCAAACAGGGUGUGCAGUCCAUCAUCCACACCGUGCGAGCGGACAACGACUACCAGGAGCUGGUCCUCAGACCAGCAGCCGCGGCAUCCGUUGCCACACCGAGCCCCGCAGGCUCCCAGGAAGCCCGACCAUGGCCUGGAGUGCCCAGGCGUCCUGCAGGCGGCUUCUCCCCUACCACCUGGGCUUCCCUCUUCAGGGAGCACCCGGCCCUGCUGCGGCCCCUGCGCUCCUGGCUGCAACGGAAGCUGCGCCGCAUCCUGGGCCCCGAGGAGCCACAGGCAGAUACACUGGCAAACAGUGUCAUCUCAGCCCUGCUCCUCGUUGGCUUGGAUCAGGAGAUCCUGAUAGAAAUGCUGGAUCUCAACCUGCACGGCCAAACAGGGAACUUUGUAAGGCAGUUCAUCGCCUUCACCGUGCAGAGGUGCGGCAGGGAGGCUCACCGCUUGCUGGGCCUCAACGUCACCCCUGCUGCCGGGGCACAGGACACCAACCCGGCAUCAGAGCCCAGAGCUGCCCCACAACAGGACACUCCUGUCCCUGGCCCAGCACCCUCAGGCAUCCCUGCCAGCUCCAACAGGGACGAAAUGCUGGGCAGGACAGGACAAGACCUCCAUGGGCGUCCCAGCCACCCACAUUCCAACCCUGCAGCGGACAGCACGGAGCAGGCAGUGCCCCGCGAGGAGCCAGGACAGCCUGUGGCAGGGCCCUCUGGCCAUAGCCUUCCUCAGCAGCCCCGGAGAGCUCCGAAGAGGAAGGCGAGUGACUGCCAGGCCUCAGCAUCACCAAAGAAGAGGCCACCCCGCCGGCAGCAAUAGAAGAGCGGCGCAGCUGAUGAGGCUGGGGCCGGGCAGCAGCUGGGACACACACCGGCCCCAACGGACCCUUGCCAUCAGUGUCCAAUGUCACCAGUCAAAUAAACUAGAAAGAAAGACCGCAAAAAUACGUGUUGGUAUUGCUAACGGCACAGCGGUUGUUGCU